Capsicum annuum is the source of this 2199-nucleotide messenger RNA. RefSeq lists its product as uncharacterized. The record is from RefSeq and is a predicted model, not a curated record. The transcript has a single exon. Bases 588 to 1643 code for a protein of 351 amino acids. NCBI's taxonomy places the organism in Eukaryota, Viridiplantae, Streptophyta, Magnoliopsida, Solanales, Solanaceae.
UCGUAUCAAACAUAUUAAAAAACAUAAAAUGAAAACGCACUAGCCAUUAUAAAGAGUCAUACAGCAAUAACAAAAAGCUCGGUACAAUUUCAUUUCCGCAAGUGGGGUUUGGGGAAGGUAAAACCUUUAUGGGGUAGACAGGUUGUUUCCGACUGACCCUCGGCAACCCUCCUUCUUUAUCCGUACUUAGGAUCGCAAUGUGAACGAGCUCACGCGCACGGAGUUAUACUUAGAAAUUGGAAAUAAAUAAGAAGUGGAUAAAGUAAGUAAACCAAGAGAGAGCUACCUGCUAUGGUGACUUUGAAGCAAAAAGAAAGUCUUGAAGUUUGCUAAUGCCUCCCAGCUCACAUACAAAUAAAUACUCAUCAUGAAUAAAAGAGCAAAUCAUAUAUGUAUAUAGCUUUCUAUCUCUUUCAAUGGCGCCAAUCAAGCUCUAACAUGAAACCCCACCUCAUAUAUACAACUUACAACCCCCUCUUCCUCCUCCUUCACCUCAUCAUUAUGGUCAACAUUUUCACUAGUAACUUCAUUAAGGCCAAAUCCUCCAAUUCUUGAUUCCAACAUUUAGUAGUGUACGUUGUGUUAGAAUGAAGAAUAUCAUACCUGCUUGUUUUACUAUUCCUCAUAAUUCUGAGGCUUCAAAAACAACUGUAACUUCCUCUCCUCCACCUUCACAAGUCCCUCAAAAUCUUGUUACAUGUAUUUACCAAGCUCAGAUUUGUGGCUCACCUGUUUAUCUUACACUCACUUGGUCCAAGAACAUGUUUUCUCAUUCUUUGUUAGUCCAUGCACCUGAUCUUUUCUCCAUCACCAUUCCCCUCCACCAAUCAUCUUUUGCCAUAUUCAAAGCCCGGCCUGGAUGCAAAACCAUCCACCCGGUCCAGUUACACGAUCGUAAGAAGAUGAAGAUCCAUUGGGACUUCACACUUGCCAAGUUCAAUCAAAACUCAGCAGAGCCUGAGGGGUGUUUUUACAUUGCAAUUACCUGCAAUACAAGACUGGAGUUUUUUCUUGGUGAUAUGUUGACGGAAUUGACAGGCCGGACCAGGCUGGUAUCAGGCUGUUGCUCGGGAGACCUGACUUUGUUGUCAAGGCGAGAACACGUGUUUGGACGGAGGAGUUACACUACACGGGCUCGGAUUAUGGGGGUCAAACAUGAAUUUGUGAUAGAAUGUGGGGGUGGAGUGUUGAAAGUGAAAGUGGAUGGUAAAAUAAGUCUUGUAGUGAAAAGACUUGGGUGGAAAUUUAGGGGCAAUGAAAGAAUUUUAGUUGGUAAAGUGGAGGUAACUUUUUUUUGGGAUGUCUUCAAUUGGGUAAACAAAAAAUGUGACAACCAUAAAUUUGGGUAUGGACAUGGACAUGAACAUGGUGUUUUUGUGUUCCAAGUAGGUGAUGGUGGUGUUUGGCCUGAAAUGGGUGGUGCUGAGAAGAAAUUGAUGAGGAAAAGUUUGUCGGCAACAGCUGGGUCGAUGUCAGCACCACCGUCUGUUUCUUUUUUGUCGUCACCAUCGCCAUCGUGCUCUAGUGUGUUGCAGUGGGCAGAGGAGAACAGUGAACGUGGGAGAAGUUCAUGGUCAUCUAUAGGGUCAAGUGGGAGUAGUGAAGGAUUUUCUUUGUUAUUGUAUGCAUGGAGGAAGGAUUGAUGAUUAAUUUGAUUUUUUUUGGUUAAAAACUCACUCACAUUAUUUGUGAGUAUUAAAUUGUAAUAACAGACACCUGUAACUUUGUUAGUUCCUGAUUAUAUGAAAUAUAAUCACCUAGUAGCCCCUGGAAAAAGUUUUGAUUCCUCCCUAUUUUUGUUCCUGCAGUUGAAUUGGUUCUUACCUAGUCACUAGGAACAGUUUCUAUGGAACUACCACUGAAACAUUCAAGAACAAUGACCAUGGAAACGAAGAGCUAACUAGAUCCAAAGAGAGUGUAAGUGGAGCGAGACAGAAGUUAAGCAUUUAUACGUCCCAUGUGACAAAUGUGGUUGGAUGUGUGGAGGUUAGGAGAAAUCUAAGCUUGUUUCAGGAUAAAAUUCACACAGACAAAGCACGAUAGUCGAUAGCAAGAGUUUAUCACAGCAAUGAUAGCAUGGUUACACAAGGUAAGUAUCAAUUGAGGACGGAAGAAUUCCAGCAUCACGUAGGUGGAAAAGCUAUUGCAACUGCCUUUGAUGGGUCAUCGAGAUCUCAAUUUGGAGGCAAGAAUGGUGUG